UCGGUCGGUGCGGCGUCUGCCCCUAGCGAGAGACGCCGCUCUGGCAAGGGCAAGGGGGGCAGGGGCACUUGAGGAGCUAGCGGGGGCGGUGGAGGUGGAGGUGGAGGCGGCGGGGGGAGUGGGGGUGGCGGUGGGAGUGGUGGUGGGGGUGGAGGUGCUGGUGGCGCUAGUGGGGGCGGAGGCGGCGGCGGCGGUGGCGGUGGGAGCGGAGGUGGCGGAGGUGGCGGCGGUGGAGGAGGCGGCGGAGGCGGCGUGGUGA
This is a messenger RNA of Closterium sp. NIES-65, 259 nucleotides long. NCBI's taxonomy places the organism in Eukaryota, Viridiplantae, Streptophyta, Zygnematophyceae, Desmidiales, Closteriaceae. The record is from the annotation of a GenBank genome assembly.